Solanum tuberosum (potato) is the source of this 1389-nucleotide messenger RNA. Its product is annotated as UDP-glycosyltransferase 83A1. The transcript has 2 exons. The record is from RefSeq and is a predicted model, not a curated record. The coding region runs from base 1 to 1389 and encodes 462 amino acids. Gene Ontology annotation, molecular function: quercetin 3-O-glucosyltransferase activity; quercetin 7-O-glucosyltransferase activity. NCBI's taxonomy places the organism in Eukaryota, Viridiplantae, Streptophyta, Magnoliopsida, Solanales, Solanaceae.
AUGGUGCAAUUUAUUCCACAUAUUGUAGCUAUACCUUAUCCAGCACAAGGCCAUGUUCUUCCAUUAAUGGAACUUUCCUUAUGGUUAAUCAAAGAGCUUGGUUGCAAAAUCACUUUUGUUAACUCUGAAUUCAAUCAUAAAAGAGUGAUCAAGUCAUUAUCCGAAAACGAUGACGUACAAGACAAGAUAAGUUUAAUUUCAAUCCCAGAUGGAUUAGAACCUCAUGAAGACAGAACAGACCUUAAAAAGUUGACAGAAUCAAUUAAUGAAGUUAUGCCUGGGAAACUUAUGGAAGUCAUUAAUAUGAUUAAUAGUAAUGACUCACAAAUUUCAUGUGUUAUAGCUGAUGAGAAUAUGGGAUGGGCAUUGGAAGUAGCUGCAAAAUUGAACAUUAGAAGCGCUGCAUUCUGGCCUGCUGCUGCUGCUACGCUAGCGUCUUUAUUUAGCGUGUCGAAACUCAUCGAUGAUGGAAUCAUAGAUAAAGAUGGAGCUAUAUUGAAGGCACAGGGGAUUAAGCUAUCACCAAACAUGCCCAUCAUGAAUCCAUCAGAUUUUUCAUGGGCUACAUUCCCUGAUCCAGCAAUGAGGAAAAUGAUAAUGGAUCUCGUAGCAGACAACAAUGAAAGAGCGAAAUUCGCAGAUUGGAUCAUCUGUAACUCAGCAAAGGAACUGGAGCCUGGAGCAUUUGCCAUGUUUCCUCAAGUGUCACCAAUAGGGCCUCUUUUGUCAAGCAACAGAUUAGGAUCAUCAGCAGGGCAUUUCUGGCCCGAAGACUCGAAUUGUCUAAAAUGGCUUGAUCAACAGCCACAUAACUCUGUCAUAUACGUAGCGUUUGGUAGCUUUACAAUCUUGGAUUUAACUCAAUUCCAGGAGCUAGCACUGGGGUUAGAAUCAUCCAAACGACGAUUCCUAUGGGUGGUUCGAGAAGAUCUAAUUUUGGAUGGGGACGAUAGCGCUUACCCCAAAGGUUUCAAAGACAGAGUAGGCUCUAGAGGCCAUAUAGUGAAAUGGGCACCUCAACAAAAAGUGCUAGCACAUCCUUCUAUUGCUUGUUUUUUGAGUCACUGUGGAUGGAAUUCGACUGUGGAGAGUGUAAGCAAUGGGGUGCCUUUCUUGUGUUGGCCUUAUUUUGCUGACCAGUUGUUCAAUCAGAGUUAUAUUUGUGAUGUUUGGAAAGUUGGAUUGGGAUUUAACAAAAAUGAAUUUGGAGUUAUUGGAAAAGAAGAAAUUCAGAAUAAGAUGGAUAAGUUAUUUGGAGAUGAAACAUUUAAAGAAAGGGCUUUAGAUCUUCAAGCAAAGGUUAAUUCUAGUGUCAAAGAAGGAGGAAAUUCUAACAAGAUGUUUGGUAAAUUUAUUGACUGGAUCAAGACUCAAAGAGGUUCAAUUUAA